Molecule: messenger RNA, 1554 nt
Organism: Paramecium tetraurelia
Lineage: Eukaryota; Ciliophora; Oligohymenophorea; Peniculida; Parameciidae
Exons: 5
Source: RefSeq, a predicted model, not a curated record
AUGAAUCCAUUUAUUUCAAACUAGUUUUUUCUUCACAUGAUUAUUUCACAUUUGAAUAGGAGAUAUAUUCAUUCAAGAUUUAAGUUAAUACAAUUAUUAGAGUAAUAAUUUAUAAUUUUAAUAAAAUGUCUCAAAUUCGAAAAUAGACAGGUAAAAUUAAGUUAAGUAUUUGUAGAACUGUAUGUUUGGGGAAAUUGCUAGUUUGGCUAAUUAGGAUUAGGGGAUGAGUAUAUUAAAUAAAAUGUAAAUAAUCCAAAAUGUUGUUCAUAUAAAAUUAUUGUGGUCAAAAUUGCCUGCGGUUUUCAACAUUCAUGCCUAUUAGUAAAUAAUGGAGGCUUAUACACUAUGGGUUUGAAUGAACAAGGACAAUUAGGUCUCAACACGCAACUCUCGUACAUCUCUACUCCCUAAUUAAUUGAACUAAAAGGACCAUUUAUUAGAGUCAAAGCAGCUGCUAAUUAUACUGUGGCUUAAAGAGAUACAGGAGAACUUUACACAUGGGGAUAAAAUUAAGCAUUUAACAUCCAUACUAAUUAACCAUAAUUACUCAAAAUUAAGAAGAUCAAUUAGUUUUCAUGUGGAGAGCAUCACAUGGGAUUAAUAGAUUUUAAUUGUUAAUUAUAUAUGUGUGGAUCUAAUGAUUAUGGUUAAUUGGGUUUGAAUUGUUAUGAAAGUUUUGUGCCUUAAUAAGUAUAAAGUUUAGAGAAAUACGAUAAAGUCAAAUGUGGUUUAACUCAUACAUUGGUUUUAAACAAUGGAUAAGUCUAUUCCUUUGGAUCGAAUAAAACUGGCGAAUUAGGAAAUGGGAAAUAGUAACACUCGUAUAACUAAUUAAAACCUCUGAAAAUUUAAAAUGUAAAUAAGAUAUAUGCAUCUAAUUUUUCUGCAGCCAUCACUUCGAAAAAUGAACUAUAUUUAUGGGGAUCUGGAAUAUUUGGAGAAUUCCUUGUUCCUACCAAAAUUGAUUUUGCAAAUUAGAUCAAGAAAAUUAAACUAGGGAAUGGUUUUGGUUGUAUAUUAGACGAUGAUGGAUAAAUCUAUUCUUGGGGAAAAAAUUCAUCAGGGGAAUUAGCUCAAAAAGAUUUCAUUCCUAGAACAGAUAUUUAACAUAUAAAACAGCUAAAAAACAAAUAAAUUAAGACUUUUGAUUGUGGUUAGAAUUUUGUUGUGUGCAUAAGCCAAAUAUAAGAGAUAUCCAUAAAUUAUGAUUAAAUUAUCAAAGAAAAUGAUCAACUCAAAUAAAAACUAUUAUAAAUGGAAACUAUUUUUAAAAAUUAAAAAAUGAAAUCUUAGGCUGAUUUAUAAUACACCAUGUAGCAAGAAUGUAAAAGUUUUGAUUUAGGAAUUAUUUAAGAUUAAUUGGAACAAAAAUAGAAAAUCAUAUAAGAAUAGGAAAAAAUAAUAUAAAGCUAAAAGGAUAGAAUAAUAUUCUUGGAAUCAGAGCUUUAUUAUUAUUAAAAUAAAGAGAAUGUUAAUGAAAAUUCAGUCACGUAUCCAUUUAAAAAAGAUGCGAAAAAUUAAAACAAGCUAUCUUAUGAUUUUUAUAAUUAAUGA